Aphidius gifuensis is the source of this 612-nucleotide messenger RNA. RefSeq lists its product as uncharacterized. NCBI's taxonomy places the organism in Eukaryota, Metazoa, Arthropoda, Insecta, Hymenoptera, Braconidae. The transcript is spliced from 3 exons. The record is from RefSeq and is a predicted model, not a curated record. The coding region runs from base 1 to 612 and encodes 203 amino acids.
AUGGAACACUAUCAAGUUAUUGAAAUAAUUGGUAAAAAAUUAGGCUGGGAAUUGAGUAAUUUAUUUUCAUCAAAUUGGGAUCAAGAAAAAUAUUGUGAACAAUUGCAACAAUAUGCAAUAACACAUAGUAAUAAUUUAAGUGAAGAAUUAACAGUAAGACAAUUGCUAAUAUGUUCAAUUGUUGUGUUAAUUAGAAUAUUAAAUGAUCAUACAUUAUCAAUGAAAAAUGAGAGUGUAUCAUAUUGUCUUGUUAGAGCAUUUGAAGAUCCAUUGUUUAAUCAAUUAACAGAACAAAAAAAAAAAAGAAAACGUGAUGAACCAAUUGUAUUGACAAGUGAUGCUAAUUAUUCUGGUAAUGGUUUAACUCUAGCUGUAUUAUUAUGGGAUAUACAACAAUACGAACGUUGUUGUAGAUUAUUAUUGGAUGGAAUUAAAACGAAAUUGUCAAUGCCAAAUGAUAAUGGUGAUUGGAUCAUUGGUAAUGCACUGGUUUUGAUGCAAAUUGAUUGGCCACAAGAAGCACAUUUACUUACCGGUAACAUCCCAGUUUUUAGCAUGAAGCAUAGUUUGGCAAACUUUUUUAAUUAUGGUAUUGAUAUCUGGAUAUGGUGA